AAGAAAGAAAAAGUCCAAGAAAGAAAAAGAGAGAAGCCAAUCAAGCCCUACUAUUUAUCAUCUGCACUUGCUCACCUCUUUCCUCUGGUCCUUCUUCUCUCCUUCCUGGAACCAGCCACGCCAAUAUCUCCAUCUAAAUAUAGACCUACCCAACAACAUAAACACAUAUAGAGAGCUAGAGAGAGAAAAUCUAGAGAGAGAGAGAGUGAGAACUAAAGAUGGGGAACUGCUGGCCAACUCCACCGGUAGAUCAUAGUUCUAGCCCAGACACCUCCAAAGAUUCAAGCCCAUCAACUACUAAUGGAGACAAGUCAAAGAGGACAAAACCCAACACUCACAGCGGCGAAACCAGCUUGUCCAUGGUGUCUGCCCGAAGCACAAACGGAAGUGUGUCCACGACGACGUCUGCCGGAAGUAAAAGUUCUGCGGUCCAGGAGGUGCCUGCCAGUGGCCAAAUCAUGACACCCAACUUGAAAAUGUUCCGGUUCGCCGAACUCAAGAGCGCAACUAGGAAUUUUAGACCGGACACGGUGCUGGGGGAGGGAGGCUUUGGAAGGGUUUUCAAAGGCUGGAUCGACCACAAAACCUAUGCACCGUCCAAAGUCGGAGUCGGAAUCGCCGUCGCCGUCAAAAAGUCCAGUCCAGACAGCGAGCAAGGCCUCAAAGAGUGGCAGGCGGAAGUGAAAUUCUUGGGAAAAUUUAGCCAUCCCAAUCUUGUUAGGCUGUUGGGGUACUGUUGGGAAGACAGAGAAUUCCUCCUCGUCUACGAAUACAUGCAGAGGGGGAGCUUAGAGAGCCACCUUUUUAAAAAGGCUGCAGAACCUCUUACAUGGGAAACAAGGCUUAAGAUAGCCAUAGGAGCAGCGAAAGGACUUGAUUUUUUGCACACAACUGAGAAGUGCGUCAUAUAUCGAGACUUCAAGGCAUCUAACAUAUUGCUGGAUUGGGAUUUCAACGCAAAGCUUUCGGAUUUUGGGCUAGCAAAGUUAGGUCCAUCAAAUGGCGACUCUCACGUAACAACGGGAAUUGUGGGCACUUAUGGUUAUGCGGCUCCCGAGUACAUAGCCACCGGUCAUUUAUACGUGAAGAGUGAUGUGUACGGUUUUGGAGUGGUGCUUCUCGAAAUUAUAACAGGAGAACGGGUGCUGGAUCUUGAUCGGCCCAAUGGGCGGCACAAUUUGGUGGAGUGGACCAGGCCUUUCCUAGUUGAUAAAAAGAGGGUUAGGAGAAUAAUGGACCCAAAUUUGGAGAACCAGUACCCUCCGAAAGCCGCAAUCCAAGCAGCUGAACUUAUUCUAAAUUGUCUCGAAUCAGACCCAAAGAACCGGCCCUCCAUGGAAGAAGUUCUACAGAGUUUGGAGGAGAUCAAUGCCAUCAAGAUGAAACCAAAAGACUCCAAGUCCAAUGCUAGACAUCCUUCGGCCCAACGACGUGAACAGCCCGUGAAUUACCGACAUCACGAUCACCACCGGUCUCCGCUUCAACACCACCAUGGUGGCACCGGGGCUGGGGCUGGGGCUGGAGCCGGAGUUCGGGCCCAUCAACGCUCACCCAUGACUAGGCCUCACUGAAACAAUUUCCCACUUUUUACUGAGAUGGAAUGAUACAAGUCCAAUGUGAUGGUGCUGAAAAACCCAAUUCAACAGCCCAAUUAGGUGGAUCCACAAUCCGCGUCUUUUUGUCCAACGAGUUGCUGCUGAUCUGGUCAAGAUAUCACUUUUUCUCUCUCUAGGAAAGAAGUCAAACCCUUGUAAUAUUGACUUUGGGCGAUGGUUUUUUUUAGUGUUCAAUUGCUGCGAGACCCGUCAACGUGUCUUUUAGAUAUGUUUAAUUAUUUGAAAAUAGAGUACCAUAAAUAAUCACAUUUCUUCCUAGUUCAUGUAAAAUACCAAAUUAAAACUUAUAACUAAGAAAAAUUAUUCAUUACAA
This is a messenger RNA of Cornus florida, 1929 nucleotides long. Its product is annotated as probable serine/threonine-protein kinase PIX13. Gene Ontology annotation, molecular function: ATP binding; protein kinase activity. The transcript has 6 exons. Gene Ontology annotation, biological process: protein phosphorylation. The coding region runs from base 219 to 1571 and encodes 450 amino acids. NCBI's taxonomy places the organism in Eukaryota, Viridiplantae, Streptophyta, Magnoliopsida, Cornales, Cornaceae. The record is from RefSeq and is a predicted model, not a curated record.